Molecule: messenger RNA, 204 nt
Organism: Angiostrongylus costaricensis
Lineage: Eukaryota; Metazoa; Nematoda; Chromadorea; Rhabditida; Metastrongylidae
Source: the annotation of a GenBank genome assembly
AUGCAGGCUAGAAUGAUAGGGCAUGAUGUCACCGGACUGACAGAGUUGAGAAAGCGCCACCCAUUCAACGCCGUCUAUGGCAUCGGAGGAAAACUGUUCCCAGGGACAUACGACAGUGGAGGGGUUUUCGACGUUGGCAUUUUCGUCAACACGAGUUUGGUCACCUACAUCGACUUAUCCGAAGAGAUAACAACCCGAAUCUGA